AAAGUAUAACAGUAAGAAAAACAUAUUCUAACGUCUUUUUUACUAUUUCAUGACAAUGUCUGGGGUUCGGAUGUUAGCAUUAUCACCAAUGUUGAUGUUGCUUCUCAGCCUUCUAAUGGCUUCCUUCUUCGACACCACAGCUGGACAAAUUGGAGUAUGCUUCGGGCAGUUGGGAGAUAACCUACCAAAGCCACCGGAAGUUGUGGCUAUGUACAAGCAGUACAGCAUCCCACGAAUGCGGAUGUACGGUCCCAACCCUGAAGCUCUCAACGCUCUCCGUGGCUCCAACAUCGAGUUCAUCCUCGACGUUCCCAAUAGCGACAUAAAACGUCUCGCAGAUAGCCAAGCGGAUGCCAACACAUGGGUCCAAGACAACGUCCAGAAGUACAAUGAUGUCAGAUUCAAGUACAUAUCUGUAGGAAACGAGCUGAACCCAGGGGAACAGGGGGCGGCGGCUCUCUUCCAGGCUAUCCAGAACAUUGAUAAAGCGCUUUCCGCAGCAAGCCUUAGCAAUAUCAAGGUCUCCACGACUACAUACUUGGGAGCAUUCACGGACACGUAUCCUCCCUCGAGCGGAAGAUUCAAGGAUGAGUAUAGAAACUUUCUCCAACCGGUGAUAGGUUUCUUGAUGAACAAGCGAUCUCCUCUGCUCGUGAAUAUCUACACUUACUUCGGCUACAAGAACCGCGACGUCACUCUAGAAUACGCUCUGCUCCAACCGAGCAACAAUGAAUUCAAUGACCCCAGCAACCAGCUUCAUUACAAAAACCUCUUCGACGCCAAUCUCGACUCAGUUUAUGCGGCAUUGGAGAAAUCGGGCGGGGGAUCGUUGGAAGUCGUGGUGUCGGAGAGCGGUUGGCCCACGCAGGGAGGACCCGGGGCAAGUGUGCCUAAUGCGGAGGCUUAUGUUAACAAUUUGAGACUAAGUGUGCAGAAUGGAUCUCCGAAAAGGCCAGGGAAACCUAUAGAGACUUACAUAUUCGCCAUGUUCGAUGAGAAUGGGAAGACGGGUGAUGAGACUGAGAGGCACUUUGGGCUGUUUAAUCCUACUACUAGACAGCUUAAAUAUGGUGUUAAGUUCAACUAAUCUCCUUGGAGAGACUUCUUGAAGAAGCAAGGGCUAGUAACGCAGCGAUGCGGUAACUGGUAUUUGCCUAUUUGAGGAUUUUUUUUUAUGUAAGAUUAUUAAAAAUGUGUGAACUUGUUGUAAUAAUAAGGACUAAUAAUGAGCCUUAACCCGUUGUUUUUACUUCAUCUGUUUCAAAUCUUCAAUAAUGUAAUGGGAGUUGUUUAUAUAUAUAUGAAGUUGUUCGUUUUUUC
Raphanus sativus (radish) is the source of this 1320-nucleotide messenger RNA. Its product is annotated as glucan endo-1,3-beta-glucosidase-like. The coding region runs from base 50 to 1087 and encodes 345 amino acids. Gene Ontology annotation, cellular component: plasma membrane; cell wall. Gene Ontology annotation, molecular function: hydrolase activity, hydrolyzing O-glycosyl compounds. The transcript is spliced from 2 exons. The record is from RefSeq and is a predicted model, not a curated record. Lineage: Eukaryota; Viridiplantae; Streptophyta; Magnoliopsida; Brassicales; Brassicaceae. Gene Ontology annotation, biological process: carbohydrate metabolic process.